This is a messenger RNA of Orbilia oligospora ATCC 24927, 675 nucleotides long. RefSeq lists its product as uncharacterized. Bases 1 to 675 code for a protein of 224 amino acids. Lineage: Eukaryota; Fungi; Ascomycota; Orbiliomycetes; Orbiliales; Orbiliaceae. The transcript is spliced from 2 exons. The record is from RefSeq and is a predicted model, not a curated record.
AUGGAGCAUGGCAAGGGGCCUGCUCCUGUUCUUGUUUCUCCCUACAAGCCAUGUAGAGAUGGCGGGCAACGGAUGGUUGGGAUAACCAUCCCUGCCAUAUCGAACAAGGUCUUCUGGUAUGACGGGGUCAGAACCGUCAGAGACCUAUGCGGAGCAGUUCUCCGCCAGAAUCCUAUCCUAGAUAGGAAACGCCUCACCAUCCUGAUGGAUGGUAAACGUGCUGGGUUUUACGAUGUAAUCCCAGAGAGAGCGGUAGUCACCGCAUACUACCGCUUCGUGGUGAAGAGACACCCACCCAACAGGGCCCAAGGUGCCGUAGACGGCACCGACGACAAAGCCAAUUCGGGCAAAGUAAUUGCCCAAGAACAACCAAGCUCUCAUAGAGAGCAACCGUCUUCUCCCCCAGCAGCAAAAGAAGCUGCAGAGGAGGUCCAUCUCGGGGACCUCCUGUCGUUCGAUGAGGUCCCUGAAGUGGACCUCCUCUCGUUCGACGAGGUUCCCGAGAUGGACCUCUUGUCGUUUGACGAGGUCUCGGACCGAACCACGGAACCAAAGGUUCCAAGAUAUCACAUCUUGGACCUUUACGACAACGGGAUGGGCCUCCUGAGCCAUUGGGAGGCCCUCCCACUAUUCAAGAGCCGCCGGGCUACGCCCAAGUCACUCCUCGACCUUUAA